Pelobates cultripes (western spadefoot toad) is the source of this 33322-nucleotide messenger RNA. Lineage: Eukaryota; Metazoa; Chordata; Amphibia; Anura; Pelobatidae. The record is from the annotation of a GenBank genome assembly.
AUGGACACAGUGACUCUUCUCCUCAUAUUCCUGGUCUCCUGCAUCCUGUGUUUCUACACCUGGAACAGCAUGUACAGGGAACAAAACCUGCCCCCUGGACCAACCCCACUGCCCUUUCUCGGGAACCUUCUCCAGUUGAAAACGGGGCAGCUGGUGGAUUGUCUGUCACAGGUUGGUAGAUGGAUUGCAAUGUAACGGGAACAAUGCCAGUGGUGAUUCACAUAUAAUCUUUAUAUUAUUUAUUUAUUUAUAAAAUAUUUAACCAGGAAGGAUACAUUGAGAUUUAUCUCAUUUUCAAGUAUGUCCUGGGCCCACAAACACUGCAUUGUUACAAGAGGGUACAAUAUAAUAUUACAAAAAAAAAUACUACAAUAUACUAUACUUAUAUGCAUACACACCUAUAUAAAUUUAGCACAUAACAUGUAAUAAAUAUAGUCAACAAUGACAGGUACAUUUUGUGCUGAGGUAUAUUGCCAUAGAUCUCUUAAAGGAUUGUAGGUUGAGUGAAGAUUUGACUGUGUCCAUGAGGUUACUCCAUAAUUGCGGUGCUCUGUAGGAAAAUGAGGAUCGAGCCAUUUUAUUUUUGUAUUGCGUAUGCUAAAUAUCAUGCUAGUACUGGAUCAGAGGUUCAGAGGUUAUAGUAGGUGGGAACAGCUGACGAGAGCAUUUUUCUCAGGUAGGGUGGGAGCUCCCUACAGGAGAGUUUGCCAGACUGACACACCACUCUAUUGAUCACUAAAAAUGCUUUUUCUUAUUUAACCAAAUGCAUUCUAAGAGUUAUGUUGGUUGAAGUAAGAACAACAUAGAUACAAAAUAAAAAAAUAUUGGCUCAACAGGGCAUGAGAUGGCUGAAAAAAACAGGAAAAGAAAUCAGAUUUUACAUAUUCUCUCCCCAACAGAUCCUGAUCUUCUCCCUGUCUUCAUCUUAAACUCCAAUAAUCUUUCUGUUCUCUCUCAAUACAUGUACAUGUUUUCUCUGCCCUCCAAACUUUCACUGACCUUUUACUUCUGUCUUUGACCGUUUCACUCCAUUCUCUCAAUGACCCUUGACCUGUUUUUGAGCCAUUCUCUCCUGCAUCUCUGUCUUUUGACCUUUUCACUCCAUUCUUUUCAUGACCCCUGACCUGUUGUUUUUGACCUUUUCACUCUGUUAUGUCCAUGACCCCCUGACUUCGGUAUUUAGUGCCAUCACUCCUUAUGCUCCAUGACUAUAAGCACUCUCUUUGUAGCCACACUCUCUUGACAUACCCCUCUUUCGUCAGAUUGACCCAUACUCCCACUCUGUCCUCACUCCCUGACUCCUUGCUGCAGCUGUAAGAAGCUGUAUAAUUCUCUAUGAAUUACAAAUGGCAAGAUGAAGUUAAAUUCUGUAGGAUCAUUUUUGCAUUGGAAAUAUCUCUGUGAAAAUAAAUAUAAUAUAUAAAAUAUAAUACAUUCAAGUAGGUCUAGGUUCUCACACGCGGGGCUGUGACCCCUAAGUUUGGGGAGUUGCUUAGACAGAUUCGAGAUGGUACAUCUAAGAUCGUUGUCCAGAAGAGUGUUGUUCUAGGAACAGCUAAGAUACUGCACAGAACCCUCAAACUCUAAGGUCCUUGGUAGAGGACCCGAUAAAGAGGAAUAACUAUACCACCCCGGAGAGGUGAGAAAAUCUAUUUUACAUAUAUAUUCAGACACUCCUCACUUACCGACCGGGUUCCGUUUCUACGAUCCGGUCGUAGAAUGAAUUGGUCGGUAAGUGAUCAGUUAAGGGAUUCCCUGCUCUGCUACAUUCUUCUAUGUUUGGUGAAAUGUCCCUGAACAUAGACAACGCAACAGAGCAGCGAAUCCAUCUAAUCUAUGUUCGGGGAAAUUUGAGCUGGUCAUAACUGCGUAAAGCAGGUAAAAGCAGGUAGGUCGUUAAACGAGGACCCCCUGUAUAUAUAUAAUGCCAAAAUAGCAGAGAAUUGCAGUAUGUAAUGAUACCUUUUUUAUUGGAGUAACAUAAGGCACAUCUUCUGCUAUUUAUGACACCCCACUCACCCCUCCUUCCUCCCCUUCUCUAACAUCAGUUGAGAAGGCCACUUACCAAAAAAGCCAUUCGUUCCCAACGAUUGCUGCGAAACCCGUAGUAGACGCCGCAUCUGACCAUAUGGCUGGAGAUAUGUCAGACAAUCCUGGGAGGAACAAGCUUUAACCAUUCCAGUGAUCAGUAUUGCUUCAGACCUGAGAAAGAGAGGAAAACUAUUGAAAGCUUGUCUUUGAAAUAUUAUGCUAGUCCAUAAAAAAAAGGUAAUAUUGCAAACUGGGAUUUUGACAUCUUGUCUACUAGACUAAUACGGCAAAUCCAAUCUACACUAUACAUAUAGAGAGAGAGAAAAAAGAAAAAUCUCUUGCACUCACGCUGUAAAUGUCCCUUGUUUGCCGGGUGCUAAGCCAGGGCUUGGUUAUCCAGAUAUCCAAAGAGGUAGCAGCACUCAUGGAGUUUAAAAGUUCCAAUCUUUAUUCAUAUUAAAAAUCAUGAUCAACGUUUCAGUCCUCUAUAUAGGACUUUCUUCAGGAUUGAUUUUUAUUGUGUUGUUCAUAUUAAGUACUUCACUUCCAGAAUCGAGUGAACAUAAUGGUAAAGGAAUAUAUUUCACUGUUAUAAGCCACAGGUCUAAUGGCUGCAAGUCUGCUGAAAAUGUCAGUUCACCCCCAGCUUUCAAAGACUAAAGGAAGUUUCAUUGGGUCAUACCAUUCCAACAGUCAGGGAGGGGAAAAUUUACUCUGCUAUUUCAGUUUUAGGCAGGCAUUCCAGAAUUUGAUUUUAAACAAAAUUGCUAUAGCAGCUUUAAACACUUUUAAUUUAGAACUAUAUGAUUUAACUCAGUUAAAAUAUAUCAUAAGACAAGGUAAAGACUUGAAGGGGCAGCAACGACAGGAAUCUGUAACAGAGUUACAGAGUUAUUAACUAAAGUGAGAAUUCACUUAAAGCAUUAGGUGAUUAAGAAAAUGUUUUCCAGUUUGACAAUUUUGACCUUAAAUUUGAAAUUUACUUUAAAUUCUCACCUCUUUGCACUAGUGAAUAACCUUGUUUAUCUCUAAUUCUCACAUGUAUACCUGAUGAUUUUACUUAAACUCACUCACUAUAUAUUAGCUGCCUUAAAGGAACACUAUAGCGUUAGGAAAACACAUGUGUAGUCCUAACACUGUAGUGCCCUAGUCACCAUUUAGAUAACUGCUGCAUAAAAGGUGAAUUUUACUUACCUUUUCUCCCUUUCAGCGCUGGUCUCUAGCAUGCAGCUCUGCCUAUUUGGCUAAGAUCAUCAGUAUAGAUGUUCUCAGCCAAUCCAAUACCCUCCCACAGUCAAGCUUUGGGAGUCUAGUGCAUAUGUGCAGCAAAACGCCAUGCUGUUCCCAUCAGAUCAUCAUUCUGAGACCAUCAGACUAAAACAGAGAUGUUUUAUUUCACCGUUUCACAGAAGAGCCUCUAGGGGCAGUCAGUAUGACAGAUAUCAAUGGUUUUAGGUGCAGAGUUGAAAUGGGGGCUACAUGGCACCAGAUCACUUCAUUAAGAUGAUGUGGUAUGAGUGUCUAUAGUGUUCCUUUAAUGUAUGAUAACCAAGUAAUCUAUAGUAGUUAUCUAAAAUAACCCAAAAUGUCACGUCUGAAGAAGUUAUUUCAAAAAGUAUCCCUGGCUUCCCUCUACACCAAAUACAAGCUCCAUAGAAGGGAAAAUGUGAUGUUCAUGGCAGUUUUACAUCUUUAAAGAUCAAAAGACUUGUCAGAAGAGAAAGUAUUAGUAUAAGAAACCAUGUAAUCAGGUGACAAUAACUUGAUGAGAACCUGUCCACCUGAAGACAUUUCCUCAUAGGCUCCAAGAAAUGGCAGCAUUCUCUGUAGAGUUCAUAGAUGAAUUAUCAACAUGCGGUGUAAGCCACCAUAUACCCAUCAUCAUCAUCAUCAUCAUCAUCAUCAAUAAGCAGAAUGUGAGUUCAGAUUAAAUAAAACCUUAUAGGGUAAGCGUUAUUCCUAGAAAUCAGUUUUCACCACACACUAACAGCAUUAUUUUGCUUUUAAUGAACAAGGAUAUGUUAUAUUUUUUGUUGUCUUGUUUUGUAUUAUUUUUGAUUUAUUUUUUUCCGUUUCCUUUUGAUUUAGAUUUUUUUUUUAAAACAAUCUUCUGUCAAUGUAGCCAUUUUUACAUUAGGCUACGCCUGAUUACCACAGAGCGGAUGCUUUCAAUCUGUUAACAAGUCUGAGACUAGGAGAUGUCACAUGGCUUGGCAAACCAUAGGCCGGGUGAGUAUGAUGGUGCCAAGAAAUACUGAACUUUCUAGAUGAAUCAGUAUGGCUGCCAACCUCUCUCUGUAGUAGGGCCAGGAAACAGGGCCAAAAUUGCAUUUCAAACACCUGGAGUUUGUCAUGUAAAACUAAAACAGAGUGUAAGAAAUUACAGAGAACAGACAAAAACUAAUUUAGCUUGAAUCAACCUAUAUAUGGAAACUCUAACACAGACGGAUAGAAUGAAGAAGUCAGAAGGCAUCUACACAACAGGGAGCAAUACUUCAAGCGAUGGGUGGUGUGCCUAUCUGGCAGACCAGCUAGAUGCUUACCUUCAGAUUAGAUUGUCAGCACUGAGCUUGAGUAUACGCUCACGUGUUCACGACUUGGAAAAACCAGAAGAGGUGAAUCAGGUGAUAAUUUCUAAUGUUAAGGGUCCCUCAAAACCAUCUGUUCCUGCACCUCCAACUCGUCUUCCUGCAAACACAUGUCUGUUAGUCUGCCUAUUGUACAGCACUGUGGAAUUUGUUGGAGCUUUCUAAAUAAUAAUUAUAAUAAUAAUAAUAUGGCAUGGCAGAUUAACAGUUGUAUCUUGCAACUCAGACUGCUGCACCGUUACUUGCGCAAAUUGCCCUGAAGACAGUCCUAUCAAUUUAGACGGAGCAUAUAGGACACUUAGUCAUAAGGGCAGACCCAGAGCAGGACUAAGAUACAGUACCACCAUAUUUGGUCUUCAACUACCACAACAUCAGCACUGACAAACUAUUUCUUAUGAGAGAAGAGUUGAUUCUUGAGUGUUGGGCCCCAGAUAUGAAGAUUGAGAUCCAAAUAAUGAUACCCAAAACCAUGGUAGAUCAUCCUUUUUACUCUGUUCAUCAUCCUUGGUCUGGAAUUCUAGUUCCACAAUAUCUGUUUUACCGUAUGUAGCUUGUCCGUUUAUGAAGAUGGAUUAACAGAUCUCUUGAACAUAUUUCAUGACUUAUCCAAUACUAGCUCCUGUUGUAAGAUUGGAUGGGUACUGGAUAUCAUCACCCCAUGGGACGGGUUACCUAACUCUACUUACCUGCAUUGUCUUAUGGCCACUUGUCAUCAAACCUGCCUUACUAGUUAUUGCAUACUCUUUGGUGAUCUCUCCUACUUUUGUUAUGAUUAUUAUUAUAUUCUCCUUAAUUAACAGCAAUAUCAAGAUCUUCACAUGACUACUGAAAAUAGACAGCUAUUUCCUAUGAUGUUCCUUGCUUCACUCUCUGCACAGAAGCAUUGAAGGUCAGACUAUCAGUUCUCAAACACUGUCUGACCCAAGAUACAUUUAUAUGACUGACGAAUCCUUUUAUAUACUAAAGGUGGGAAUUAGUUUUUCUCAUUAUUUUACACAUACUUUAUUUAAAAAAAAAUUAUAUUUCCUUUCAAAACAUAAAUAAAUUAUUAUUAAAUUAGCAUGUGAAAAGAAAGAAGGCAUAAAAAUAAUAUUGCUGUGUAUCAUAAACUUGAUGGAUUGCAUGCUCACAUGGUAGAGAAUCUUUAAAACAAAAUCUCAUUUAAACAUAAACACCUUGUAUCAGUAUUACACGCGUACCUCCCAACAAACAGCUAUUUUCAUAAUGAUUUCCUUAAACUGAUUGGAGACUUAAUUCAGUGCAUGCAUAUAGACAGAGAAAAUGAAAUAAUGUAGUGUAGACUUAAAGGACCAUUCUAGGCACCCAGACCACUUCAGCUUAAUGGAGUGGUCUGGGUGCCAGGUCCUUCUAGGGCUAACCCAUUUUUUUAUAAACAUAGCAGUUUCAGAGAGUUAAGCCUUCCCCCAUUUCCUCUAGCGGCUGUCUCAUUGACAGCCACUAGAGGCGCUUGCGUGCUUCUCACUGUGAUUUUCACAGUGAGAGCACGCCAGUGUCCAUAGGAAAGCAUUAUGAAUGCUUUCCUAUGUGACCGGCUGAAUGCGCACGCAGCUCUUGCCGCGCGUGCGCAUUCAGCCGACGGGGAGGAACAGAGGAGGAGAGAAGGAGGAGAGCUCUCCGCCCAGCGCUGGAAAAAGGUAAGUGUUUACCCCUUUCCCCUUUCCAGAGCGAGUAUGUUUUCCUGGCACUAUAGUGGUCCUUUAAUAACAUUUAAAUGCUGGGGACAACUUGCACAAGAUUUGGUCACUUACUUGCACUUGAGUGCUAACGGGGAACUCUAAGCCGAAUCUUAUUGUAUUGUUUAUAGUACAAAUCAUCUUUUUUUCCUCCCUCAUUUUUUGUCAAACCAUUUCUGAGUGGAGGAGGAGAUGCAAAAAAUAAAACACAUAUUAGCUCACUCUGUGUCAUUGUCAUGGAUUACUCGAUGAGAGUCAAGAUGAAUUGUGAGUUUUCUGAUCGAUGUGCCUUCUGUGUGAAUUCCUUCCUAGAAACACAAGCAAUACCUAUUGUUUGGGUGGAAAAUAAAAUUGAAUCUACCCUUAAAUUCAUGAUCAUAACUGGGAAUAAUCAUAGGACUUGGCUUUAAACAUCGAUGACCGUAUUAAGGGAGGGCAUACACUCACCCAUCCCUUUUAUGGGAUACUGAAAAAAGUAAUCUGGGAUUAUAUGUCUUCUUACCUGUCACUUUGAUUUAGAAAGGGAGGUUCCAACAAAGUCAGUCAUUAUAACAGACAUGUGCUGCACUGUUUUUCAGUCAAGCUGAGUUGCGAUACAUAGUAAUUAUGCUAUUAUUUGGGGUGUUGUUAAUUGUUACCUAUUAAUCUUGCAGUCAACACGUGCUCAGGUCUAAGUGAAUGUCAAUACAGCCUACUGUCAGACAAAGCCUCAUCUAUCCUCUUUGUACUUUUAUCAAUCUUAUCUUUGUAAUCUUUCUGAGCAAGACUUUACUCAGAUGCAGGAAUUUGAAACUUGAAGGAUUACACAAUUUUGCAUAGAGGACCCAAAUGUUUCAUCCUCUUUCUUGACUGUGAAAUUUAGGCUGGAAUAUUUGAGUUGGAAAAAAUCUUUAAUUCAGUCAAAUAGUGAUUUUCUUUUGGAACAUUUUAAUUUUGGUUAUUUUCCAAGUUGGUUCUAUAACUAGUUCUUUAUUGAAUAGUCUUCUAAGAUAUUUUAUUUCACAGUGGAAUUAAUACUUUUUAGCUUACUCAUUUAACUGAAAUGGAAAUGGCAAUCACAAGUUUACGCCUAAAAAGCAAAGGCAUUUUUUUUUCAUUUUAGAAUGUCUCCAGUUUGACUUAAAUGUUAAUAUUUCCUUGCCAGUUCUCUACAAUUCUCAGUUUACUGAAUAAUUAAACACAAUUUGAUACUUAUCCGAGUGUCAAUGUGAUAGAUUGACUUUACUUCCUGCAGUGUACUAUGGGUGAAAUAGCCCCAUCAUCAUUUUUGUAUUCAUUUUCUAACAUGUCACAUGAUUGACAGAUGCACAAGAAGUACGGAGAUGUGUACACUCUGUAUCUCGGGCCCCGAAGAGUGGUGGUGCUAUGUGGGUACGAUGCUGUCAAGGAAGCCCUGGUGGACAAUGGAGAAGAAUUUGGGUUCAGAGGCCAGUUGCCAGUCAUAGAUUUAUAUACUCGGAGGCAAGGUAAGUAAAUCCUCCAUUUAUAUAAUGCACAUAAGUCUCACUAGUUUUUAUACACUUCCAACACUCACAAGCCACAUAUUUCAAUAAUGAUUUCAGCAUGAAUGCAGGACUUUCCAGGAAUUAUUUUCUUCUUCAUUCUAUAUUCCUACCUUUUCACAGGUUCACUUCCCCAUUUCUUCCUGUGGUCUGUCUUCUUGGGUCCAGGAUCUUUUCAUGCUAAUGAACCAUCUUCUCCCUGGGUAUUGGAUUUCUAUAUCUUCUCAAGUCAAAGCCAGUUCUUCUUGACUCCAUAUCCACAUUUCCAAUGCACACCCUUCCAACUCAUAUCUUGAACAAGGGUAUUAAAUAUAUUCUAAAAAACAAAAGCAAAAAUAUAAUAAAAUAGUGUAACAUCAUGUAUUGCAUAUGUAUAAACAGAAAAAUGUCCUUCCAUAAAUCUGUGAGAGCCUUUUCUCUAGUAACCCACAACAAUCGGAUGCACUUUGAUACACAUUGUCUUGUUACCAGCUGCACUCCAGUAGUGCAGGCUGUGAUAGUGCAAUGUUUAAGGCAAACAGUCUAAUAUAUCAUGGACAGGAAUUCAAAUCAGAAUGUGACAUCACAGGCAAAGCAGAGAAAACAUUGAGCAAACAGAAAAACAUGAACUUCUAAAAUCAGCAUCCCGCAGAAUGAGGAUUCCAAUCAAACAGGAACUGAAAUACAUUGAGGUUGGUCUCCCCGGCAGAUAUUCCACCCUCAACAAUAUUUUGUGGGGAAGGCAAAUAUCAAAAUCUCCUUUAUGAGAUCCAACUGAACAUGGGAACGAGCACCCUCAAGGUGAUUGAUAUAACACACUGCAGAUACAUUAUCCAUGCAGAGCAGAAUGCAACAGUUGUACCUCCCCUUAACCAAACUGCGGAUGGUGAAUUAACCCGCAAGUUGUAUGAAGCACUUGAUUUGCAUAGAGAGCUCUUGAGCCAUCCACACUCCUAGUGUGGACAGACCGCCAUCAGUUAUUCCCCAGCUCCAAAGGUUGGCACCCGACUCCAGUACGAAGUCUGGGUGAUUGUCAAAAAUGACCCGGCUGCUCCAGGCUUCGAAUGCUCCAGUCACCACUACAGUUAAAUCCAUACCUCAUUCAUCACCAGGACCGGUUAGUCAUAAGUGGGAUUCUUUGGAAGGAACUUGGCCUUCAGUCACUGCAUAGCCCAGUAGUGCAGUGGACCCAUGACGAUCAUCUGAAAUGAGAAAGAUAUCAGUCCCAUGAUCCGUGCGAGCAUGCAGAGCAUGAUGGAGUCAUGAUGGAGAAACCUGCAAAUAGACAAGACCUUCGAGGUAUGUAGUCUCAGAGGACACAACGUUGAAAUUGUCUUGAAACCCAGGAACAGAACUGUCUGUGAGGGAACCAGCACAGAUUUGGACCGAUUAACUACAAACCAUAGAGAUUCAAGUAAAUUUACAGUAUAAUGGGUAUGGUCCCUCAGUCUUGACCUCCAGACAAAUUAUGCAGCUGACCCCUUGGGCUUGAAGAUGGGCAACCACCAGCUUCAGGUUCUUUGUGAAGCACCAAAGGGCCAAACCGAUUGUGAAGGAAUAGAGGGCUGUUGGCAUGAACAGGGACAGAGAGGUAUGCAUCCUUUGUGUCCAGGAGUGUAAACCAGUCACCUUUCAGAGCAGAUCCUGCAAUAAGUGUAUACCCUCCAUCUUGAAGUGAAUGUAAAUUAUGCGAUUGUUAAGGUCCCACAGAUUUAUCACUGGUCGAAAAUCUCACAUUUUCUUCUGGACCAAGAAAAUAUUGCUAAAGAAGCCUCUGACGCCAGUUGCAUGGCACCCUUUAGCUGCAAUUCCUGAAUCUCCUGAUCGAUAAGGCAGGUGUCAGCUUACUUGAAAACUGAUAGGUUUGGGCUGCCAUUGGACAAGGACCUCCUCAAAUUUGAUCACGUAUCCCAGCACAGUCUGUAAUACCCACAUAUCCGAGGAUAGGUCUUCCUAAUUCUUGAAAACUAGUAAGACGGCCAGCGGUCGGAACAGUAGAGGUUACAGGAACAAAGGGGUCAAUUACCAGAGGAGAAUGUUGCGUGAGCAUGCCCACAUGUGCCACAACCUCUGUCUAUUCCACUGGAAAGGGAAAAAUAAGGCCAAGUGUGCAGGUAGAGCCUGUCAGAGAGAAAUGUAAAACAGGGGACACAAACAGAUCAGACAAAACAGCAGUCACAAUCCAGCAAACCUACACGAUAAUACAAUAUAGGGAGACAGUGAAGAGAGUAGAAACUCUGAGCUGUCAGUGUGAUGGAGCAGCAAAAAAAGGGGAAGAGCUUGGGUUCACUGUGCCUCAUAUAUACAUUACUUGUUUCUGAUUGGUUCUUGUUUUUUUCUAUAUGUGUCUUUGCUACUUUGGAGUUAAGUAAAGAAAGACAUGCAAAAUAUGAAGCCUCAUGUCAUGUUGUCAAAUUGCUCCAUCUGUAGUAUUUUUAUUAACGGUUGGAAACAUAUAUAUCUAAAUCUUAGAGGAAAUAAGUAAAAUGAAUACAAAAUAUCUCACGAAUAGAUAUGUAUAGGCAACAGAAAACUGCAGAAGAUUACUCCUGGAGGUAUUUUCACUGUUAGCCCAUCCUGGUGCAUACAUUUUCUCCUUUUACUUCUCUAAUGUUUUCCUCGCAUGAACUGUGAUUUUAUAUUUUUAUUAAUAAUUUUAAGGAACUUAGCGGAAAAAAAAGGGUAAGUUGAACACUUCAUAAAUCCGAGCAAUAAUAAACCAUCAAACCGAACCCUUCAUAAAUACGAGCAACCCAUAAGUGAAUAAAACAUAACUUUUAAUAGACUCAAUAUAAAAACAUUACAGCAAAAUAUACAAAAAAAUCGUUAUAUAAUUGAAGAAAACAAAAAAAGGGGUAGUAAGAAAAGAAAAGGAUAUACCAUCUAGUUACAGAGUCUACAUCUUUUCCAAUAGAAACAGAUUUACGUUGUAGGCUGUAGUGUAGAAUAUAUCCUAUUAUAAAUAAAGAAACAAUAGUAACCGCUAUUAGAGCUAAAUGGAGCAGAGGAAUAACAUAGUGAAAUAGAUAACAGCCUAACAAGUAUCAGAGAUACUACGGUAAAAGUAGUGGAAAGAAAAAUAGAGAGGGGGGAACUAUAAAUUGCUCCUAAUAUGCCUUUGUUGGCAUCCCUUGAACAAUCUGAACCCCCCUUCCCUUCUAAAUAGAGGAGAAUAUCUGUAGAUCAGUUACCCACACACCCCUUUAACUGCUACCUAAUUAAUAAAUAGAAAAAAAUGGAAAGAGGAGAUAAAACCAAUAGAGUCACUGUUAGAUAAUCGCUACGUGGUAGCUGUCUAAUAAAUCAUAUGUUGCUGCAGCAUUGUCCCUUAUCUCAAAGCCGAACACAAGCACAACUGUCCCGACGCGCGUUUCGUCAAUCAAAGAUAAUUUAAAAAAAUUAAAAGAUAAUAAAAUAAUAAUUUUAGUUUCUAAAAGUGCAGCUUUCUAACCAUGUCAUGUUUCACAUCAGUAAUUUUGUAUGUCUUCUCUGACUUUGCUGACACAUUUUGUCUCUGCCUCUAUGUUACUCUCUGCACAACAAAAAUAAAUUAUUACUAUUAUCCUAAUACUAUUAUGGUAUCAAAAUAAAACAAUGGCAAUAGAGCAGAAAACCGUAAGAUUUUUAAUUACGUUGCACAAUAAAUCUCUUUGUUUAAUAUAAAUUGACAUAACAGAAAACCCAUAGUGAAAAUAUAAACAUAAGAUAAGAGAGGAGUUUCUUGGGAAGAUUGAUUAUCCUAGGGAUACCAAACACUUCAAUUACGAGAGAAUGCAAGGAAUCCUUGCAAUGUACCGUGUUCAGAGUCCGCACUCCCAACUACCCUCGUCCUUCUUUCUCUACGCUCUCAGGCAGACUUCAAUUUCCAGACAAGAAUCAUGCCACGCUGAUGAGACCCACAAGAUUGUAUCUGUACAGUCCAUGGCUGGUUUCUGGUUACGGAUCCUUUUGGAUCAUAACCCAAACUGUGCUUUUAAUCUGUUUAAUGUUAAUUUCUAAGUGUACCUGCUUAAAUGCAGGGAGAAGUCUGAAAUACAAUGCCUGUCUGUACUCGUUUGCAUUUCAAGCUGGGAACUCUGGGAUAGUUGUGAAAAUAGGAUUUCCUUUAAGGGACUUUCCAAAGUCCAACUUGAGAACUUGAGAUAUGCAGGUUAUGCUCAACAGUAAAUUAUUGUGUUUGGUGUUACAACAACCUUUUUGACACUCACACACACAUAUAAGAAAAUAAGACAAAAAAAUCCUACUACUUAUACUCAACAAUGACCCUAUUGGUCUUGCUCUGGUGUAGCCCAUCAUGUGUUGAUUAUAUCUCACUUUCUUCAGAUUAAGAAGGGGGUGAUAAAACAUGUCCCAUUCUGAGACUUUUAGAAUAAAAAGCCCAACAUAGACUUUAAUAAGAAGGUCAAGGUCUGGGUCUGUUCUCUACGUACAUACUGAAUGCUUAUUAUGUCUCGCAGGUGUUAUUUUCAGUAAUGGGGACCAAUGGAAAGAGCUCCGACGCUUUACCGUCAUGACUUUGAGAAGUUUUGGAAUGGGAAAACGAUCCAUUGAAGAGAGAAUUAAAGAAGAAGCGCUAUGUCUGGUAGAAGAAUUUAAAAGAAAGAAUGGUAAAUACUAAUUUUAAAGCAAUAGUAAAGGUAACUUGUGGGGUAUGCGGGCUCCCUCUGUCCUAUUAUAUGGGGAUUUUUUGAGGAUCUUUUGAAAACCAGAAUCAGAGCACAAAUUAUGAAUAAGUGACUUUGCAACUCCCAACAUGAAGAGCUGCCGAUAUAACACAAGGGAAGAGGGGUUAAAUUAUAAUGUAAUAGAUGUCAGGAGGUUAAAACAUGCUCUCUUGAAGCUGUGAUGUCAACCAGUGCCUCUACAAGCUAUGAAAUGUUGUGCAUGACUUGCCUCUAAGUCUAGCUUCGAUGUAGUCUACCAUAUGCCUCCAUCCCCUCAUAGAUAGUGGAUUCCUUUGAGAUGCUAAUGGCCAUUCAGAAAAACCAUUGUCUGUCAGAGUCAUAUCCAAAAUAAACAUUGAUAAUAACCCACAGAUAAAUAAUUAUGCCUCCUUUUGUGCAUAUUUAGAGCACAACCUAUAGAAAGAAUAUAAAUAUGACUAGCGCAGCUGAAACCAGUUGGGAUGAACUGUAAAGUCUAUUGUAUUAGGUCACAAGUCUAUCCUUUGUUCGUACUCCCACCUCUGAUGUUGCCUUCAAGACUUCUCUAGGUCUGCACGGUUCCUGUGAAACUCAUUUCCCUUUUCGGUUAGACGCUCACCCAGUCUCCACUCCUUCAAAAAUUCAUUGAAAACUCACUUUUUUACAAAAAGGUAUCAAUCAAACGGUUAAUGGCACCAAAUAAAAACCACACUAAGUCUUCAUUAAAUACUAAUCUAUGAAUCUACUUCCCUAAUACUUCCCUUACCUUUUGUAUUACUUUACCCCACUCCCUUUAGCAUGUAAGCUCAUACAGCAGGGCCCUCAAUCCCUCUGUUCCUGUGUGUCCAACUCGUCUAGCUACAAUUACAUGUUUGUUAGUUCACCCAUUGUACAGCGCUACGGAAUUUGUUGGUGCUAUAUGAAUAUAAUAAUAAUAAGUAGGAAGUGUUACAUAUGUAUGAAAUUGCAGCACUUGUAGUAGGGUUCUUUUGUGACAUGAUCCAGCUCAGUCCUGGCACAUGCAAGGCACAUUGCAUUGGAGGGGGAGAGACAGAAACAUUGUGUCUGUUUAUCCUUCUCUCUCUAUGAUCUCAGCGGCGAUGCCUGUCAUGUGCACAGUGCAGAGUUUAUCGCAAUGACUGACACGGAGCGAAGAUGGAGAUACCCAGUUCCAGGAUAGAGCUAAAUACAAGGAUGUGGAUUUCUGCAUGUCAGAGAUUCUCAAUGAAGAUUUUUGGGAGAGCAUGCAAAGGCUGCAGGCUUUUGUUGUUUCUGGAUAUACCCUCAAUGACAAAAUGCAGCAAUAUAUGCAUGCAUGUUUUCACUGGGGAUAUAUCAACUAAAUUGUUAAAAACAUCUGUGUAGAACUCCUUAGGAUGACAAAGACACCAAUAUAAGACAAAAGAAGACAUAUAUGUGGCAAACCUAGCCACUUGGGACUGCCUAAGAUAGAAUGGUUGUGCCUAUUUUCUGUUGUGUACUGCGCGCCGGUAUAGUGUGGCGUCUCCGGCUAUGUUUAAUUUAUGCUGUACUGUGUAUGUCUGUUCGAAUCCUCCCCAUUCGUUAGCAUUGCUAUUAAAACUGACUAAGUUGUAUAUUUUGAAGUAGAAAGGUAACGGUUUAUGUCCUCGUAGUUUUCAUUACUGUAUGUUACAGCAGGGGCUGUUGGGAGGAGGACCUGGAAACGGUAGUCUCCCUCCAGUCCCCUCAACCAAAACCCCUGCUGCCCAUCUUUGGAAACCCCUGUUGAGUGACCUGCUUUAAAUAUCAGUUAUUUUUAAUAAAGUGACAGUUGAGUGACCUGCUUUAAAUAUCAGUCUUUUUGAAUAAAGUGGCAGUUGACUCUCAGACUGUGUUUCGUCUGGUUCUUGGGAGGAUUUGGGAAUAUUGCCUGCUUCCAGCUUUGUACUUGGUUAUUGCAUUCAACAAGCAGAGAUCCUGGGAUUAUAAAAUUGCAGCUCUGCAACAAUAUAUAACUCAGUUUCUUUGUAUGAUGAUCACGUAGGUGGACACUUGGUGAUGGAUCUUGAAGAUCAUAGUGGACAAUGCACUUGUUAAAUAAACCAUUGAAGUUGAGAUGGCCAGUCCUGACAAUAUUCUCUAAUCACCCUGAAUAAUAGUAAUUAUCUCUCCCCUUUGCUUUCUUUCAGGAGAACAUAUUGACCCUACAUAUUACUUCAGCCAGGUGGCAUCUAAUAUCAUAUGUUCCAUCAUAUUUGGGAACAGAUUCAGCUACACUGACCCUGAUUUCCGAAGAUUCAUGCGUAUCAUAGAUGAAAUAUUUAUAGGAAUGUCUUCACCCUCGGGACAGGUAAAGGGCACUGUGUAUACCAGAUAUAGAGUGGAACAUGCCUCUGGACAGAUUGAACUAGAGGUGAAAGAUUAGAGACAUUUCAUAAUACUGUCUAUGUCUGCAGUGUUAAAAUCAGGAGAGGGGAGAGGUAUUUAAUAUUUAAAAAAAAUACAAACCAUAAAAAGUGCAAACAAAUGGGGUUAAUCAUAAUGUGGAUUGUGGUAAAUUGAGAAGGUAAUAGCAAAUUUUAGGUCAAAAUAAAAUGUGUGAUUCUCUUUUUUAAAAGUAGCACAAAUCCUGCUUUUGUGAAUAACCCAGAACUGCAGUUGUGGUCAAAAGUGUGCAUACCCUGGCAGAAAUUGUGAAAUUGUGGCAUUGAUUUUGAAAAUAUGACUGAUCAUGCAAAAAAAAGAAAUAAAAAAAUAUUUUAUUGAAGGAUAGUGAUCAUAUAAAGCCAUUUACUAUCACAUAUUUGUUUGGUUCCUUUUUAAAUCAUAAUGAUAACAGAAAUCACCUAAAUGGCCCUGAUCAAAGGUUUACAUACCCUUGAAUGUUUGGCAUUGUUACAGACACACAAGGUGACACACCCAGGAUAAAAUGGCAAUUAAAGGUUAAUUUUCCACACCUUUGGCCCAGUUACAGUAUGCCCGACAACACCUUGACACGUCUCCCAGCUUCUUUCACACUGUAAAUUGGAGUGACAAGACAAAAAUAAAUCUUUAUGGUCACAACCAUAAGCACUUUGUUGGGAGAGGGGUCAACAAGGCCUAUAAUGAAAAGAAUACCAUCCCCACUGUGAAGCAUGGUGGUGGCUCACUGUUGUCUUGGGGGGGGGGAGCUCUAGAGGCACAGGGAAUCUUGUGAAAAUUGAUGGCAAGAUUAAUGCAGCAUGUUAUCAGAUAACACUGGCAGACAAUUUGCAUUCUUCUGCACGAAGGCUUCAGAUGGGACGCUCUUGGACUUCCCGGCAUGACAAUGACCCUAAGCACAAGGCCAAGUUGACCCUCCAGUGGUUACAGUGCAAAAAGGUGAAGGUUAUGGAGUGUCCAUCACAGUCUACUGACCUUAAUGUCAUCGAGCCACUCUGGGGAGAUCUCAAACGUGCGGUUCAUGCAAGACGACCAAAGACUUUGUGACCUGGAGGCAUUUUGCCAAGACGAAUGGGCAGCUAUACCACCUGCAAGAAUUAGGGGCUUCAUAGACAACUAUUGCAAAAGACUGCACACUGUCAUUGAUGCUAAAGUUGGCAAUACACAGUAUUAGGAACUAAGGGUAUGCAGACUUUUGAACAGGGCUCUUUCCAUUUUUUUCUUUGUUGACAUGUUUUGUUUUAUGAUUGUGCCAUUCUGUUAUAACCUACAGUUCAAUAUGAAUUCCAUACAAAAUAAAAUGAAUGUAUUUUGCCUGCUCACUGAUGUUUUUUUUUUUAAAACAAUGGUACAUAUGUUACCAAUUCUCCAAGGGUAUGCAAAUUUUUGAGAACAGCUUUAUAUGGUUUUAGUGUUGUGUAAAUGGGAGAUAAUGUAUGAUGGUUAAAUUUGAUCUCGUAGUAAAGUGAGUGUUUUUUAUCUUCACACAGCUUUUUGACAUGUUUAAUGUAGUGAUGAAAUACUUACCGGGACCCCACCAUUAUGCUGCCAAAUGUGCCUUCAAGUUAGACGAGUUUGUUCUGGAACGGUUAGAGAGAGAUCGUAAAACACUGGAUCCUAACCGCCCUCGGCACAUGAUGGACAGUUUCCUAAUUAAAAUGGAAGAGGUAUGGUCAAUACCCAUAAUGCCUGUGGAAAAUAUAUUAUAUUUGCCCAUAAUGCCAGAGGAAUGAACAGUAGUCAUUAUCCUGAAUACCAUAUAGAGAUUUCUUAUUGGAUUUCGGUCUAUUUGCUGUAGCUCAAAGUUUCAGAUUUAAGUCCUAUUAAAGCCAUGUCACCCCUUCAUUAUUCCUAGGACACUGAAUUGAAUGAUACUAUGGCCUCAAUUUAAUAUUUUGGAUAAGCUUUUCAAAUUAUAUAUUAUUAUUUUUUUAUAAUUUUUUUUAUAAAAUAUGAAAAUAUUAAAAAAAUAUACCAAACCAUCAUAUACACGUUUAAAAAAAAUCUAAAUAUUUAAGUAUUAAGAGAUUUAUCAAAAUAUUAAAUAAUUUUAAAAGUAUGAAGUUGAGGCCCACAUUUGGUAAUUACACCCCAGAGCUUAUUUGCAACUAACCAGAAGCUCAAAUCAAUAGUGUGGACACCAUUAUAUCACGUUAUAUAUCUGCUGGCAAAACAAGACUGCUUUCCCUCUCAGCUUUAACAUGGUAAGUGUUGCCAACAUAAAAAUAAAAAGUUGUAUCAAAAAGGAUGUAAUAUCAAGUAUUUAUUAUGGAUGAUUACAAUGGUUGUAGGAUUUAAUAUGAUUAGGUGUCUUCUCCUUGCAGGAAAAAAACAACCCUUCAACUUAUUACAACACAGAAAACUUACUCAAAAACACUUCAACCAUGUUUGUCGCCGGAACAGAGACCCUGAGCACCACCUUAAGGCACACAUUCCUGCUCUUCCUGAAAUUUCCUCAUAUUAAAAGUAAGAUUUAGGGCAAUGUGUAACUCACAAAGGUAUUAUUCACUACAAUGUGAAUCGUCAGUAAUUCAAAGUAAACUUUAGGCGACAAUAACCAACUUAAUACAGAUGAAGGAAAAUAUAAAGGAUUACAGUUUCGGUAUAUAAUGUAAUAUUUGCAUAUGCCCACAACAGUGGUUUCGCCGACAUAGGUUUGCAUGCAAAUCCACAGUGUCCUGUGUUUGCCAGAAUGCAACAUGACAUUGUACGUUUUAAUUUUCUUUAAAUUUAAAUAAACUAAAUACUGCAUGAUGCCGUUUAGAUUGUCUAUGAUAAAUCAAUGGAGGGGAGAACUAAAAAUCCCUAAUAUCAGUAUAUAUGACACUUAGUGGUAUAUUGGUAUAUUGAAAUAUUUUUCAACUUUUUGGGUGUGGAGAAGAGGAUAUUUCCACACAAGUGUUUAGAGCUGCAACCAUUUUUAUUUUGACUUUAGCACCUUUUUUGAACACACACUCCUCCCAAAAGAAGGUACCCCUAACUAGAGACCAUAACGUAGUAUGUACAGUCCAAAUGAAUUUUGUAAAACCAAAUCAGUCUAACUCACAUGUUGCUGAGCCUAUCAAUAUAGCAGGCUGAGACUUUCAACAUAUUCAACAGGUAUCACCCUCUGGAUCUUUUUUCCCCACAAGAUUAUCUCCAAUAUGAUCACCGCAGUAAUAUGGUUCCAAGCAAGUUAAGUUUAAAAAUAAAAUGAACAAGGCCACAUUGCAACAUGGAAGUCCCAGAAUGUGUGCAAUUUUUUUUAAAAGCAGUGUAAAUUACAGAAUAAAAGCAGAAAUACACAGACUGAGUUAUGCACUUUGAGAAAGACCUUUAAAUGGUUGAAACGCAUCAGUGCUGCUGUGUGUGAUUAUACAUUUUUAUAUUUUUAACCCUUAUUUGGAAUAUUGUUUCCCUAAUAAAUUUAUUUUUAAACUUCACCUGCUUGGAACCAUAUUACUGCGGUGACCGUAUUGGAGAUAAUCCUGUGGGGAAUAAAGAUCCAGAGGGUGAUACCUUUUUAAUGUGCUGAAAGUCUGAGCCUGCUAUAUUGAUAGGCUCAGCAACAUGUGAGUUAGACCGACUUGGUUUUACACAAUUCAUUUGGACUGUACAUACUACACUAUGGUCUCUGUUUAUAUUUUUAUUUCAGAUUAUAACUGAAAACAUUCAUCAAAAGUCAAACCGAAAGUGAUAGUCUAUAUUGUGUGUGGUUAUUAAGCUCUCACCUUGUAUGUUAUUGACAUACAGUGAGCGGCACUUUACCCUAAUAGCAGAGCCAAACUCAGCUAUUUUAAUCAAAUUUCAAUAUAUUUCAAUUUAGAAAUCAUAUGUUUGGCAUAGCAUGAUGUUUUUCUGUGCAUGCGCACUAGCAUUACCAAUGUUUUCCUAUGACGUCAGCCAAGGAGCCGGAGCAGCUGGCAGCGGCGAGUGAGAAAAUGUAAGUAAUCUACAUUUUCAGUUCACCUUGAGGGCUAGUAAUCUAAAACAGUGAAGGACAUUCUAACAUUAGGAAUGUAUGUUUGGAUUGCGAAGGCUAUAAUGUCCCUUUAUUUCUUAUUUUAGUGAAAUUUUUUUAGAGAAGUCUUCACAGUCACUAAGUUUAUAUGUUUAAAGAAAAUUAGAUUUUUAUUUUCCUUAAAGGGGGCCUAAUUAUUUGAUUUUCCUGUCACUUAAAAAACAGAUAAGUUCACAAAUAAGUCAAUGCAGGCAGAGAGUAAGGUAAUGUAUUCAGUACUUUUUAACCACAUUCGGAUAAGUAGAAAAUGGCUGUGGCAUGCAUCUAGAACUGGAUCAUUUUUAUUUUUGCUAUUUUCUGAAAUCUAUAAACCUCUUUUCUGUCCUUUCUGUUGAACAAAUCUGUAACAAGUAUCAGCGAUACUAAAGUAGUGAAUUUAGUGCAAACUUCACGAUUUAACGCUUCAUUGGUAACAUGGAAAACAUGGCAAUGAAAUGGAAACUAUUUCUGGGAUGUUGCCAUAGGAACAGUUAUAGAUUAAUACUGGUGGUUAAAUUGCCUGACCUUUUAUAGUCUGUUAUACAGUUCUACAGAAACUCAUAUCAGACAACUUGGAACCACACAUAACGUUUCUCUAAUUCUUCUCACAAUAGAAAAAGUUCAAGAGGAGAUUGACUCUGUCAUUGGCCGAGACCGAGCCCCGGAACCAGAGGACCGACCUUCCAUGCCGUACACGGAUGCGGUCAUACAUGAGAUCCAGCGCUAUGCCAACGUACUACCCAUGAACCUACCUCGUGCUGUGGCAAAGGACACACAAUUUCGUGGCUUCACCAUUCCCAAGGUAUUGCUAUGUGGGAACAUCCACAGAUUAAAUUAGCUAUAUUAAUCUUACAACACAUACAUUUUAAUUAAAAGGUACCUGUCUAUCCUUGUAAUUAUAAUAUUGCACAGAACACCACAGAGAGAAAAAUACAAGGAAAACGGUAACUGUUAUUCUUUCCUUAAUGAUAGUGAUAUCAACAAGAUUCCUUCCAAAUCUUCCUCAAAACAAUACGCUACAAAAUGAUACACAGAUGCAAUAAAUCCCCACCUAUCCAUCAAAACAAAUUCAAAUGGCACACUGACCGCAGUCCACUCUUUCAAAUACUUGGGUAUGAUAUUAGACCCCAAUCUAUCUUUUGGCCUGCACAUAGAAAAGCUUGCAUCUAAACUUUAUCCAAAAUUAGGUGCCCUGUACAGAAACAAAGCCUGCCUAAGCCCUACAGUAAAGGAAAAGAUUGUACAGCAAAUGCUGAUGCCAAUCAUUGAUUAUGGGGAUGUAGUAUAUGCGUCUGCAUCGCAAUCCCACAUUAAUAAACUCAACACAUUGUAUAACUCGUUCUGCCGAUUUGUGCUACAAUGUAAUUACAGGACCCAUCAUUGUGACAUGCUAAAGGAACUAAACUGGCUGUCGCUGGAAUCCAGACGCACCCUUCAUCUUUCCAGCCUUGUUUUUAAGAGCUUCUCUGGGAAACUCCCACCCUACCUGAACAAAAUGCUUUCCUUAGCUGUUCCCACUUUCUAUAAGCUCCGAUCCAGUACCACCACUUUACUUAGUCUACCUCAAUACAAAAAGAAAGCGGCCCGAUCCUCCUUCUCCUACAGAGCGCCGCAAUUGUGGAACGACCUCCCGCACAAUUUAAAAUCUUCCCUAAGCCUAAAGUCAUUUAAGAGAUCCCUCUCUACAUACCUCAAAACAGAAUGCAUGUGUCAUGGUUGAUUAUAUAUUUCCUGCCUGUUCUAUGUUAAAUUUUGUAUAUAUUGUGUAUUAAUAUUGUUUUUGUAUUUUGUUGUACCUAAUGUAACAAUGCAAUGAUUUGUGGACCCAGGACAUACUUGAAAACGAGAGAAAUCUCAAUGUAUCUUUCCUGGUAAAAUAUUUUAUAAAUAAAUUAUAAAUAAAUAAAUAAAAUAUAGAUGGAAGGGUAGAAUAUUAAAAAUAUAUUCCAUGUUGGUUGCGCUCUCCCAAAAUGAUGUGUUUCAUAGUUACAUAGUUGCAUAGGCUGAAACAAAGACUCACAUCCAUAAAGCUCAGACCUUCUAGGUGUUGAUCCAAAAGGAGGCAAAACAGUCAGUUUGAAAUUAUUUCCAGUUUUUUAAACUAGACUCUGCGUCUGAUCGCAUUGACAUGUCAGUGACAUCCCAACGCAGUGUUUAAGAGUUUUUCAUAUAUAUUUUAUCUGACAGAAGAUCUCAAUGUGACAGCACAGCUUUAAUAUCUCGGAGACGGACAAAUCACUUGGAAUUGCUGCCAAAAUCAUUCAUAAGGAGGAAAACUAGGGUUUCAUUAAUAAAUUAAACUUUAAUACAGAGGAACUCUCACUUUGGAAGUCAUUGCAUAUUCUUAUAUAAAGUUAUUUUAUUUUGUGGUGUAACAGCGGCUGGCUCCCCUAUUUACCACUAUAACGUUUUAAAGCAUAGAACUUAGUAGGGCUAACCAUACAGAUAUCUUAGCCAUAAAUUUUAUAUCGUUAGUAAGAGAUCCUCUAUUUAAAAUAUAUAAAUAAUUGCAAAUACAAUAUAAAAUAAGGAUUGUCUUGGAAGCAAUACAUUUUUGUCUUUUUAAAUAUUUUAUUAAAUAAAAAUACAAAUAUAGACAUAUAAAACCUUAAUAAUCCAUUACAAUAAUUCAUAGCAGACUUUAUAAGAUCAAGGUAUAUGCUUGCAGUAUCAGUAAAUAGAAUAACAUCCCCUCCUGAACAAGUCAACCUCUCAGUCGUGAUAAAAUGGAACAGUAUCUCUGUCUCCAAACUCUCUCCUCUGUGUCCUAAUAAGUUCAGAAAUGUAUACCCUAGAUUUUCAAUUAGGUCAUGUUAGGACCUACCUUAACUUGGCAAAGAUACAAGGCCAUAACUUGGUCAUUUCACAUGGGAACAUUUUAUCUAUGUUUAGACUAAAACAUAAGGGUGCACACGACAUGAGAAAUUCCCUGACUUGGGGAAUUACACUAACCUAGGACAAGAUGGCAUCCUAAAGUCUGAACACCAUAUUCACUGCAUAUGGGUAAGACAUCAUUUAUUAAAGAAACAUUGUAUGAAAAACAAAAUGCUCCAUUUCUAGCAACUUGUCAGUUUGCAAAAUCUCUUAAAGACAAAGUACACAGUUUCAGAAAUACAACGUUUUGCUCUAAAAAAAUGUAAUAUUUGCAUAUGCCCAUAACAGUGGUUUCGCCGACAUAGAAUUCCAUGCAAAUACACAGUGUCCUGUGUUUGCCAGAAUGCAACAUGACAUUGUACGUUUUAAUUUUCUUUAAAUUUAAAGGACCACUCUAGGCACCCAGACCACUUCAGCUUAAUGAAGUGGUCUGGGUGCCAGGUCCAGCUAGGGUUAACCCAUUUUUUCAUAAACAUAGCAGUUUCAGAGAAAUUGCUAUGUUUAUGAAUGGGUUAAGCCUUCCCCUAUUUCCUCUAGUGGCUGUCUCAUUGACAGCCGCUAGAGGCGCUUGCGUGCUUCUCACUGUGAUUUUCACAGUGAGAGCACGCCAGCGUCCAUAGGAAAGCAUUAUGAAUGCUUUCCUAUGUGACUGGCUGAAUGCGCGUGCGCAUACAGCCGACGGGGAGGAGAAGAGGAGGAUCGGAGGAGGAGAGCUCUCCGCCCAGCGGUGGGAAAAGGUAAGUUUUACCCCUUUCCAGAGCCGGGCGGGAGGGGGUCCCUGAGGGUGGGGGCACCCUCAGGGCACUAUAGUGCCAGGAAAACGAGUAUGUUUUCCUGGCACUAUAGUGGUCCUUUAAAUAAACUAAAUACUGCAUGAUGCCGUUUGGAUUGUCUAUGAGAAAUCAAUGGAGGGGAGAUCUAAAAAUCCCGAAUAUCAGUAUAUAUGACACUUAGUGGUAUAUUGGUAUAUCGAAAUACUUUUCAUCAUAUCUCUGAAGGCUUUUAACCUCUAUUUUCUUAACUCAGGGUACAGAUGUAUUUCCAAUACUGACGUUUGUCCUGCGUGAUCCAAAAUAUUUCCCUGACCCAUUCACCUUCAACCCUGAUCGCUUCUUGGAUGAAAACGGAGAGUUUAAAAAGAACGAGGCCUUCAUGGCUUUCUCUGCAGGUACGAUCAUAAAAUUGGGAGAAUCACAGACUAGGUUUAGUGGUUGUUAUAACAUUUUUUUAAAAUCCAUUCAACACAUUAUAGACAAUGAGAUAAAGUAGACAGACCUAUGAAAAAAAAGUCUAUAUCUCAAUUUCAAUUAAUAAUGGUGGGCAUUAUGUUGAAAUCUGGAACCCAUGGAUGGAACCAAACACAUUCAGAUAGCCCUGAUCUCAUAGCUUCUGAAGUCAUGAUAGUUCAGAUUCUAAGAACCUUAAGAUUAGGAGUGUAAACUGAUUUUAGUGUAAAUUGAGAAAAAAUCAUUGAACAGGAAUAUAUUGAAUGCAAUCUGAAGCUUUAAACAUAGAUGCUAUUAUAAUUAUAUUUCCCUAUGUACUAUAUGUAUAAUAUUUCUAGUAACAAAUGAUUAAACUAAUAUUUAUUAAAUCAGGUAAAGUUUAAAAUGCAUUACCGACAGGUCUGGAUGUAGCAUCAAAUGGGGUUUGGGUUUUGUUUGAGGUCCUGGUAAAAGUCACAGUCAUUUAGCUCUUCUUUCUUGACGUAAUAAUGGCUUGAACUAAUUUUGUUGUUUUUUUAUGUUGCCCAGGGAAGCGAGUCUGCCUCGGGGAGAGUCUUGCCCGUCUAGAGUUAUUUAUUUUCAUCACUACCCUUCUGCAACAUUUCGAUAUCAGUACUCCGGAGAACCCAGCGGACAUGGACAUCUCUCCUCAGAUGGUGGGCUUCUCCAAUGUCCCAAAGCCAUACAAUAUCAGCUUCAAUCCACGAGGGAUCAGUAAUGGAAACAUGUGUAGAACAAAGUAAUUAUUAAAUAUUACACCAGAAUAAUAAAUUCAUCAUAAUUAAGUUGUCAUGGUGCGAGGAGGCACUGGUGCUGGCUUAAGCAAUUAAUGAAAAAUAAAACCCCAAAUUUUUCAUUCCAGCAUUAGACAACUCUGCCUCUUAACUUCCAUUGCAGUACUUGCUUUAACUAAGAAAUCCAUGGACACUGGAUAUCCCUGAGAGGCUGAGCGCAUCAGCUAACAUUCUAUCCUAUCACAAGCUCCCAAUUCUCAAAAUGGAAUGAAAAUGGCACCUCCUCAUACCAUAUCAACUACAUUCAAAUUAAGCUGUUAUGGAGCCCAGAGUGUUACUUUACUAUGUAAUAUGUCUAAAUAAUAUGAUAUAAUACAAUAUAAUAUAAUAUAAUACAAUCUAUCUAUCUAUCUAUCUGUCUGUCUAUCUAUCUGUCUAUCUAUCUAUCUAUCUAUCUAUCUACAGAGCAUUCAUGAUGUAUGUUGUUGGGCCAAAAGUCUUAUUUUAAGGUAUAGCUUGUUAGGCUUGCAUAAUAUUACAGUAAAAUAAAAAUAUGAAACAUCUAAUACUGUGUGUUUAUAUAUUAAGUUUACCAAGACAUUGAUUCUAUGAAGCAUUUAGAGGUUCCUGAAACUGCCCAUUCCCAUUACUCUACAUAGUCUACAUAGUCUCCUGAUCCUACCUUGUCUAGUGCCAUUUCAAUUCCCAAUAUAGUGCAUGUUCUGGAGUGUUCCAUGACCAUGCUUAUUGUCAAACCCUUUCCUGCUGUAGAUACACAAUGGGAGAAGUGUAACUGAAUUUCCAGUGUGAAGUGUAUCAGUAACAAUAAUGGUUGAUUACUAGCCACCCUUAGCCUCGGAUCCUCACAGUCAUGGAAACACAGGGUUUGUGAAUUCUUAGUAGGAUUUAAUGUGCCACUCCAAAAGAAGGGACAUCAACUGCGAUCUCAGCUUUAAAAAACGAUGUAUCAUCUUUAUCAACAAUUGUGUUUAAAAUAUAAGUCUAUAUAUAGAUUAAAAGCAUGAAAACCUCAAUGGAGGCUUGAGCUGUUGUAAUUCUUGAUUAUUACUGACUAUAGCACAUGCCACGAGGCUUAAAACGAGGCACCCUGAGAUUAUACCAUGAAGGCUCACUCAGCAUUUCUUUUCAUUUAACAUUCCUCCAUUUCUGAUUUCUGGGAAUUUCUUUCAGAGAUCUCCAACACGUCAGAGACAGGGAAAUGGUUAGAGGAAGAGGAUUCUUUUUGAGUAGAUUAAACACAUAUAAUAUCUGUUUAUUUCCAGCAGCGCUGCCUGAUACUUUCACCGUAUAACUGAAUAAAAUUCACCGUAAACAAUGUAACUUCAAGUAAACUGUCUUUCCUAUAAAAAAAUUAAAAAAUAAUAUUUGCUAAUAGAAGGGAAUGAAAUCUAUUGGAAGAUCCAAAACCCUUCAGUGGCUCAAAUGUUCAAAAAUAGAGGAAAUCAGGAAGGAAUUAAACAUCUUUUUAUACAGAAAGUAACACAGAAAGUAAAACAUCAGAGGGGAGACUUUUAACAAAGUGUCACCAAAAUUUAGGUCUAAUUUUCAGCAAAACUGUUUUUGUGAUUAAAAGAUUGUUUCAUCUGCGUUCUUUACACCUCAGCUGUCAUUUUUUAAUACACACAAUGAGUUUACGAAUUUUUCCCACCAGCAUAAAUUUGGCAGCUCUUUGAAAUUUCUGCAAAAACUUACUAUAUAGAAAACUGCAACUUUUUAGAUCACUUUAAUAAAUACAAUGCAAAUAAUGAUGGAAUGUAACUUUGAUAAAUCCCCCAAUAUGUCUAUAUUAUAUGACAUAUGGUAGUUGCAUAGAAGAAGGUGGAUUUUGUGCAGGACCUUUCCAUUAUGGAUGUUGGGUCCAACCGCAACAUCGGGCAGAAGAACAUUUUUGAAAAGACGCUCCGCACCAGAGAACCAUCGUAUUAUGCUGUAGUAUAUUGCUGACUGACUUCACACAUAAAGAAUGCUAUUGACAGGGAUAUUUUCUAACGUGAAAAACUAAAAAAGAAUUCUAAGUGACUUUCAAAUUCAACAAAUUAAUGAUCUGUAAAUAUUUACCCUGUCAGCUAUGCUUCCAGUAUACCUACGAUGUAAAAUUCACAUUGAAUUCACCUGUUCUAAAAAAGAAGGAUAUUUUUUAUUGACAUUAUUUUUAUUAAGUUAUUAAUUAACGUUAUUAAGAAAGGGGAACAACUGUAAAUCUCCUUAGUUUAGCCUCAAAGUGGAUAAGAUAACAUUAUACAAACCAUUGUGUAGAAAUCUAUUUACAAGCAGAUCUAAACACAGGACACAAGUUUAGACUGGAAGAAAUGAGAUUUAGUCUAAGACAGUAAGAGGGGGUGGUUUUAUCACAAUCUGUACAGAUGUUUAAACAGUAAUUGGAAGAAUACUUGCAAAAACAGAAUACUAAAGGAUAUCAUUUUUAAUUUGUGGGAUAAUAGCGUUUUAAUCAAAAGAGAUAUCCGAUUGUCAUUCUGGGGUCAAGAAAUAAGUGUUUCCUAGUUUGUUGCAAAAUUGGAAGUUCUUCAGACUGUGUUUUUUGCCUUCUUUUGAAUCAACAGCAAAAACAGAUUUGAGAAAAGCAGAACUUGAUGGAUGCAUUUGAUGUCCCUUUUCCGCUAUGUAACUACGUCAAGGAGCAUAUCUUAACUCUCCCUUUUCACUUUGGUGUGUUGACUUUCCUUUUUGAUCAUUUUAUUUUGGCUGCGCAAUGCUCCAAGCUCACAUACACCCAGAUCUUCAUGGUACACUCACGAGGUCUGUUUGCCAAUUCUUUAGUGAUUUUUUCUCCAAUAGUGCCACCUAGUGGAUAAGAUGUGUGCAUCUGCUAACAUACAACAAUGCAUUAAUCAUCCAAAUAUUUUUAUGUGUUUACACUAAAAUUUUGCUCCUUGGUGGUUUUAUUAUAAUAUAAUUCAUCAUAAUAACAAGGCUACCAAUUAGCUACCAGGGGUCACUUUAUUUCUCUUUGAUUUGCAAUUUAAAUGAGAAGUUAGUAUUGAGAAUUGAGGGAAUGGUAUUUACGGUACAGCAGCGAUAAGGGUCCUUUACAAUAAAGACAUGGGAUUCAUUAUCGGUAGUUAUUUUGCCCAAUUCAUGUGAUGUUUUAAACGUUUUUAUUUUAUUUUUUUGAAGAGAAGGAUAUUCAGGCUAAUGAUGUGGAUUCUGUCCCUGGUCCCACAGCUGAUUCCUAGUCUCCCCGCUAACAAAAAAUAAGCCUCUCCUUAAUGCACUGUAACAUCUGCAGCUUGUUCCCUAAACUCGAUGCACUGCGAGCUUGGUGUUCCCAUUACAAGCCCAAUAUCAGAAUAAUGGUAUUAAAAAAAUACCAGACUCCGCCAUUGCAAUACAGGGGUAUUCAUGUUUUAGAAAUGACGGAGCAGAGAGAGGAGGUGGCAUUAUUAUUUAUGUUGACAAGUCCCUAAAGUUCAUCUAAAUUAUAGUUUCCCUUCCACCUAUGUUUUUUUUCCUGGCACAAUCGAGAUCCCUUUCAGUAAAAUGAUCAUUGUUGCUGGAAUCUAGCGCCCACCUAGCUCUCCAAUGCAUUCCCUUUCUGACAUAGCCCAUCUCUUUAGUGAAACUGUAGCUCAAAACCAAAAACGUGAACUGCUGUUUUUGGAGAUGUUAAUGUUGAUUAGAUCAAUCCUUAAAAUAAUAACUAAUCAGAGGCGUAACUGGAAACCACGGGGCCCCGGUGUGAAAAUUACCCUUGGGCCCCCCCAUACAUCUACCCCCACCUCAUACAUCCCUGCCCCCCCACACAUGCAGACAAACAGAUACACACACAGACACAAACAUGUAGACACACACAUACAUGCACACAUACAUACAGACACAAACACACACAUACAUACAUACACACAUACAAACACACACACAUACACACAGAGACCCAUUUACAGACAUACAUAGAGACACAAAAACAUGUAGACACACACACAUACAUACAUACAGACACACACAUACAAACACAUACAUACAGACAUACAAACACACACACAUGCAGAAACACAUCCAUACAGACACACACAUACACACAGAGAACAUACAGAGACACAUACACAUUCUUACAGACACACACACACAGACACAUACAGACACAUACACACACACAGACACAUACAGACAAACAAACUCAUACAAUAACACACAUAUGCAAAAUGUUUAAGUCACCCUCCUGUUUCCUACCUUUCAGGUGCAAGACGGUGACUUUCCCUUGGGUCCAGUGGUGGCCUAGGGCAGCACAAAACCAGGAUACACCACUGGCGCAGGCCGAUGGGAGUCAGAGGCCCCACUCUGACCAGUGUUCCAGUUUAGAGAUUCAUUGUGGUCAAGGUUCAAGCAUACCGGCUCCAUGAAUGAUCACUGUGCCUACAGACAAUGGCAAAACAAACAAAAAUGGCAAAGGCACAACAUUUCAGUAAAAAACUGAACAAUAAAACCCAAGAAACCACAAAAUCCCCUCCAAACCCUCCACUGUCAAAAUGGACAACCAAACCCUGCAACACCCCAUAGAUGUAGCAAAUGCCUUUAAUAAUUAUUUUGUUGGAUUUGCCACCACUCUACACCCUGUUCCAAAUUAUUAUGCAAAUUCUAUUUAAGUGUCACAAAGAUUAAAUAUUUUGUUUUUCAGUUUAACUCAUGGAUGGCAUUGUGCCUCAGGGCUCUUUUGAUCACUGAAAACAAUCUCGGACACCUGUGAUAAUUAGAUUGCCAGGUGAGCCCAAUUUAAGGAAAAUCUACUAAAGGAGGGUGUUCCACAUUAUUAAGCAGAGCACCAUUUUCAUGUAAUAUGGGGAAGAAAAAGGAUCUCUCUGCUGCCGAAAAGAGUGAAAUAGUUCAAUACCUUGGACGAGGUAUGAAAACAUUAGAUAUUUCACAAAAAACCUAAGCGUGAUCAUUGCACUAUUAAGAGAUUUGUGGCUGAUUCAGAACACAGACGGGUUCGAGCAGAUAAAGGCACAUUGAGGAAGAUUUCUGCCAGAUCCAUGCAUCGGAUCAAGAGAGCAGCUGCUACAAUACCAUUACAUAGCAGCAAACAGAUAUUUGAAGCUGUUGGUGCCUCUGGAGUCCCACGGACAUCAAGGUGUAGAGUCCUCCAGAGUCUUGCAACUGUGCAUAAACCUUCUAUUUGGCCACCACUAACCAAUGCUCACAAGCAGAAACGGCUGCAUUGGGCAGAAAAAUACAUGAAAAAUACAUGAAGACUAAUUUUCAAACAGUCCUGUUCACUGAUGAGUGCCAUGCAACCCUGGAUGGUCCAGAUGGAUGGAGUAGUGGAUGGUUGGUGGACGGCCACUCUGUUCCAACAAGGCUGCGACGUCAGCAAGGCAGAGGUGGAGUCAUGUUUUGGACCGGAAUCAUGGGAAAAGAGCUGGUCGGCCCCUUUAGGGUCCCCGAAGGUGUAAAGAUGACCUCUGCAAAGUAUGUGGAGUUUCUGACUCACCACUUUCUUCCCUGGUAUAGAAGGAAGAACUAUGCUUUCCGUAAUAAAAUCAUCUUCAUGCAUGACAAUGCACCAUCUCAUGCUGCAAAGAAUACCUCUGCAUCAAUGGCUGCUAUGGGGAUAAAAGGAGAGAAAGUCAUGGUGUGGCCUCCAUCCUCCCCUGACCUCAAUCCUAUUGAGAACCUUUGGAUCAUCCUCAAGCAACAGAUCUAUGAGGGUGGGAGACUAUUCUGACAUCUUGCAAACAAAUUCAAGCAGAAACUGUCCAAAAACUCACAAGUUCAAUGAAUGCAAGACUUGUGAAGCUGCUAUCAAAUAAGGGGUCCUAUGUUAAAAUGUAACGUGACCUGUUAAAUGUUUAAAAAGUUAAAAUGUUGUUAUAAGUUUGAUUGAAAUAGCUUUUGAUUUCAGUAAAUAUGCUGCAAACACAACAAAUGACAAUUUUCAGUUCUUUACAACCUAUAAAGUGUUUUGAAACUUACUGUGUGUAAUAAUUUGGAACAGUGCAUUGUAAGUUUUUUAUGUUUAAAAAAAAAAUACUGUUAUCAUUAGGAGGUUUGUUCAAUAAAAUUUGAAUUGUACUCUUAAUAGUUGGUAACAUGAGAAUUAUGCUGACUGUUAUUUACAUCAAUUAUUUAGGUAAAUGAGAAAAAUAUCAUUUGCAUAAUAAUUUGGAACAGGGUGUAAUUGCUAAACUAACGAAUGACACAUGUUCUAGAAUUGCAGAUCAGAAACUACUAAAUUUGUAAAGACCUCAUAUAAAAAUUUUAGGCAUGUGCCUGUUGUGUCAUUAAUAAACAUGUUAUUAAUCUAAAAAUGAAAACCAGUGUGGACCAGAUCAAAUCCCAGCAAUGUUGCUGAAGCUCAGUGCGCCGGCAAUUGCUAAAACUGUCACUACCCUAAUCAAUGAAUCCUUGGUGUCUGGAUACAUACCCAAACUUUGGAAGACUGAAAAAGUAGUACCUAUCCAUAAAAGUUGAGACAAUACUUUGGUGUCUAAUUACUGACCGAUAUCAUUGCUCCCAGUAUUGGCAAAAAUCUUGGAAAAACUAUGUGAAUAUUAUCAACAAUCAAACUAUCUGACCCCUGAUCAAUCAGGCUUUCAUUAAAAUUACUCAACUACAACUGCCCUCUUAAAAGUUUAUAGUGACAUCCAAACUAGCAUGGAACCAGUAGACCUGACUGGAACUUUUACCUUGAUUUUGCCAAGGCCUUUGAUACAGUAGACCCUGGCAUUCUAUUGUAAAAACACUAACCUGGUUUCGACCAUAUGUAUCAGACCGGUUGCAAUAUGUGACCAUUUCUGAUAGCGCCUCCCUCUUCAGGUCACGUGUGGUGUUUCCCAAGGUUCCAUACUCAGCCUCCUGCUAUUCACAUUAUUCAUAAAUGAUCUUCCUAAUGUCUGCAAAGCCUCAACUGUCACAUGUAUGCAUACGACACAGUAAACUCCACUGGCAAACCAAAUUAACUGCAGAUUGAGGCUGUGCUUCAAGACCAAUUCACAGAGGUAGAAAAUAACAAACUUUUCCUAAACACUGACAAAACUGUCACAAUAAUCUUUGUAACAGUACCUAAAUUACAUAAAUUACAAAACUCCCAACUAUGCAUCAAAACAAAAUCACAUAGCAGCAUUUAAGUAGCCAAGAAAGUACUUAUACCCAUUAAUGCACAUCAUGCAUAUAAAGACUGGAUGCAAAGGGUAUAUACAGAAUAAUGUGGUAAUCAUACAGAAAUACCAGCACUCCUAUGUACAAUAUAAAUAAAAUGUUAUCACAUAAUUGAAAUGGGUCUGCACAUGUCGGGGGACUUCAUAACAUAUUUGAUAUAAAAUUAAAAUAGAACACUGACCGCAGUUUCUUCUUUCAUAUAUCUAGGUAUGGACCCCCAUCUAUCCUUUGGCCUUCACAUUCAAAAAUGCUCAUCGAAACUUUAUCCAAAACUAAAUGCCCUUUACAGAAACAAAUCCUGCUUAAGCCCCGCAGUUAGGAAUCAUAUUGUACAACAAAUGCUAAUGCCGGUCAUUGAUGAUUAUGGGGAUGUAGUGUAGUUAUGGGGAUGCACCUGCACCGCAAACACACCUUCAUAAACAUAAUACGUUAUAUAACUAAUCUGCUGCUUUGAACUACAAUGUAAUUACAGGACCCACCAUUGAAACAUGUUAAAGGAGCUAAACUGGCUGUCGCUGGAAUCCAGACGCACCCUUCAUCUUCCCAGCCUUAUAUUUAACAGCUUUUCUGGGAAGCUUCCACCCUACCUCAGUAGAAUGCUCUCCCCAGCUGUUCCCACCUCUGUAACCAGUACCAGCACUUUAUUUAAUAUACCAUGAUACAAAAAUAAAGUGUCUUAAUGCACCGCAAUUAUGGAAUAACCUCAGGGACACGGUCAAAUCUUCACUCAAUCUAAAAUCUUUUAAGAGAUCUAUGGCAACAUAACUCAAUACAGUAAAAACCAAAGAAAAAGUUACCUGCACUCUCUCCUAAAUCCCUAUGUAUAUUUAAACAAAUGGAGGUCAUUUAGUUACUCCAAUGGCCAUUGGAGCAAAUGCCCGCCUGCCAAUGUCAAGGCAGACCCCUCUAAACCUCAAUACAGAAUGCACCUGUCAUGGUUGAAUAUUUUAAUAAUCUGUUAUGUGUAAAAUUUAUAAAUGUUUGUAUGUAUAUAGAUAAGGAUAUUGGUUUUAUGUGUAAUAUUAUAUUGUAACCUAAUGUAACAAUGCAAUGCUACCUUACCUUUUGUGUCACUUUACCCCACUCCCUCUAACAUGUAAACUCACUGAGCAGGCCCUCAAUCCCUCUGUUACUGUCACUAUACCCCACUCCCUCUAACAUGUAAACUCACUGAGCAGGGCCCUCAAUCCCUCUGUUACUGUGUCGCUAUACCCCACUCCCUCUAACAUGUAAACUCACUGAGCAGGCCCUCAAUCCCUCUGUUACUGUGUCACUAUACCCCACUCCCUCUAACAUGUAAACUCACUGAGCAGGCCCUCAAUCCCUCUGUUACUGUGUCACUAUACCCCACUCCCUCUAACAUGUAAACUCACUGAGCAGGCCCUCAAUCCCUCUGUUACUGUCACUAUACCCCACUCCCUCUAACAUGUAAACUCACUGAGCAGGGCCCUCAAUCCCUCUGUUACUGUGUCACUAUACCCCACUCCCUCUAACAUGUAAACUCACUGAGCAGGACCCUCAAUCCCCCUGUUACUGUGUCACUAUACCCCUCUCCCUCUAACAUGUAAACUCACUGAGCAGGGCCUCAAUUCCUCUGUUACUGUCACUAUACCCCACUCCCUCUAACAUGUAAACUCACUGAGCAGGCCCUCAAUCCCUCUGUUACUGUGUCACUAUACCCCACUACCUCUAACAUGUAAACUCACUGAGCAGGGCCCUCAAUCCCUCUGUUACUGUGUCAGUAUACCCCACUCCCUCUAACAUGUAAACUCACUGAGCAGGCCCUCAAUCCCUCUGUUACUGUGUCACUAUACCCCACUCCCUCUAACAUGUAACCUCACUCAGCAGGGCCCUCAAUCCCUCUGUUCCUGUGCAUCCAACUCGUCUGGUUACAAUUACAUGUCUGUCAUUCCACCCAUUGUUCAGCGCUACGGAAUUUGUUGGCGCCUUAUAAAUAAUAAAAAUAAUAAUAAUAAUAUUUGUGGGCCCAGGACAAAUAGAGAAAUAUCAAUGUAUGCGUCCUAGUAAAAUAUUUUAUAAAUAAAUAUUAGCAACAUGCAUUUUAUUAUUAAUUAGUUUGUUGACUUUAGGAGAAAGCCAACUGCCACUCUGAAAUCAAAAGAGUUUUCUGUCUUUGCAGCUCAGUUGGGCGUUUGAUUUUGUUUUUUUGUUUCCCUAUGAAUCAACAGCAUCAACAGAGAUCUGUGAAAGAUCAAAGCAUGAGAGCCUAUGUAUACAAGGCUGUAACUCUUGAUUUCUCUAUAAGCAUUUAUGAAAUGCGAAACUUUCAGAUGAUUCUGUCUGGAGAGGUUUGGCAGAGUCCCAUAUAAUCAUUUUACCUCUCGAAGACAGUUUGUUCUCCUGUCGCUGUUUGUUAAUUAACCAUGACGAGUCAAUAUUAAAGCUUGCUGCUCUUAAUCUCCUAGGACUGUAUUGUGCAUUUCUUUGCAAAUUAAAUUAAAUUGCACAAUGUUCUAUCUUUCUCAGGCUUAUCGUAAGCCUCCCAGUGCUCUUGGAUUGGGACUGGGUCCAAAAACUGAAGCCAAUAAGCUCUGA